Paramecium octaurelia is the source of this 4592-nucleotide messenger RNA. Lineage: Eukaryota; Ciliophora; Oligohymenophorea; Peniculida; Parameciidae. The record is from the annotation of a GenBank genome assembly.
AUGAAUUUAAUUGCAAACACAGGCAUAAUCAUAAAAAAGAAUUAACAAAUGUUUGAAAUGCCUCUCGAACUUGUAAAUAUCAUCUUGAAAAAUUUAGAAUUAAACAAAAUAAAUUGAAAAAAACAGGAAAAUAAAACAAUUCAUUUCCAUAUACUUGCAACUAUAUUAGCCGAUAAUUAGAAUUCCACUCCAAUACUCCCAUUUUCAUAUUCUAUUAUACUAUUCUAUGAUAAGUAUAAUUUUUUUUUAUUAGAUUCACCUACUUAGUUCAUACUUUUUGUUAUCAUUGUGUGUGUUUUGUCGAUCACACUGUAAUUAAUUUUUAGCUUUUUUAUUGAUCUGCAUAGUUUUGAGUUCAAAAUGAAAAAAUAGGACUUCUUAGGAACAUUUAAUACAUAAAAGGUCCAUAUUAUUUUUGUUUUUCAGACCUUACUUAUAAUUCUUUUAGGUUUAGAAGUCUAAUCCAUCAUAAUUUAAGUGUUUUACAUUAUAUUUUUGUUUGUCAAUAUCAUAAUGAGUUACAAUUAGCUAAUAUUUGUUGAAAUUCAAUUUUCAAGGUUGUAAUUACAUAUAUCAUGCUAUAUAUUGUUAUAUGAGAUUACUUUGCUGAUUGCAUAGUACAGACAUAUAGAAUUUGAUUUAAAUCUAAUAGGGUUAAUGCUGCUUGGAUACCCAUUUGUGUCUUAUAUUCUCUAAAUCAUAAUUGAAAGGUAGAAGUUAAAGUCUUUAAACUUUUCAUCCUAAUCUGUGGAGAAACAACUCAGAGUAAUUUAUUAUUUGUUCAAAAAACAAAUUAAAUUAAAGAAGGAAUAAAGAUCCUUAGAUCCCUUAGAAGCAUUAGCUAUGUAUUCAUUUAUAACAAAUCACCUGCGAUAUUGUUCAUUGAAUCGAGAAAGAAAAGUAUAAAAGCAAAUUAAGAUGAAAUUUAAAUGCUUCUGUGAAGAAUUCGCUGAUAGAGAUAAUUUUAGAUUUGAUUCAAUUGCUGAAAUGAAAUUGUUUGCUAAAGAAUUGAUUGCUUAAACCUUAGAGGAUGAGAUUCUUGAAACUUAGGAUACUUAUUUAGCCUUGAUAUACAUUUACUUUCUUGUUUAAGUCAAGAAAUUACCUACUCAAGCUAUUUAUGAAGUGAUUCGACUUUCAUUGUCAACUUAAGUAAGCUUUUUUUAAUUAUAAUAAAGGAAAUGGCUUUGAAAGAGAAGGCAAUUAUUUAUAAGUUAAAAUAUGAUGCAUUAGAAGAAUUUGAUAGUCUAGUAAAGAAAAAUGAUCUAAAGAAUUAGAAAUAUGUUUUCAAAAGAGUGUAUUAAUAUGAGGAAUCAUUAUCAGUGAUUAAAUAAAAUAUCAUAUUUAUUGUUCGUCAAUUUAAGGUAAUACGAUUUUUAUAUUUAGGAAUGGUAUGGAUUAAUCUUAACAUCAACAAUUGAUAUUGAUUCAUUAGUAUUAAUUGGAUUUAAUAUAUUAAAGAAUAUUAAAUUUGUAGAAACCUAAUUAUAAAAUGCAUUUUAGAUAAAUCCACUUUCAAAUGAGUGUGAUUCUUUGUAUAAUGUAUUUUAGAAAUAUCUUCAAUUUAAUAAAUCUAGACCCAAAUUAUAUAGAUAGGAAGGGAAACUGGUUCAAUAAUUUAUGCAUUCUAUUGAGAAGACUAUCUUUGAUCCUGGAAGUUGUGUGAUUUAAAUAACGUUAUUACAACCAAGGGGAAAUGUAUUAAGAUACACUAGAUCAUUCUAAUAAGCAAUAGGGUUUAAAGAUGAAGAGAUAAAGGAUCAAAACAUUCAUAGAUUCAUGCCAUAGAUAAUAGCAGAUGAUCAUGAUAAAUAUUUGGAUAAUUUUGUGGAGAGAGGCAGAAUUAUAGUUGUUCGAUCUGAAGUCAGAGUAAUCUUAGGGAAAAAUAAGGGACAAUUUUUGGUGCCUAUAAAUACAAGGUUGAGAAUAGAGACCAGUCCAACAGAGUUUGGAGCUACUGCCUUAAUUACUCCAGUGAAUUUAACAUUUGGAUAUAUGAUGUUGAAUGAGAAAGGAUAGAUAGAAGAAAUAACAUAAAAUAUCUUUGAAGAAAUGUUUCAAAAGAAUUUAGGCAUACAAGUAGGACAAUUAAGAGGCUUAGAUUGCUUAUUUUUUAUUCCAGAUUUGGCUAAGAUUUGGGAUGAAAUUUAUGAUGAAAAUUUUGAGAGAUUAGACAGAAAGUUUGAAUGUUAGUUUAUUAUUCCUAUGGUAUCCCAAUGUAGGAGUAUGUCUCAAUCCUAAAUUUCAAAGGGGAUUUCCAAAAAUUAUAUUUAAAAGUAGAUUUACAAGAAUUUUGAAAAUCAACCAACAGACAAUGCUAUCUAUUAGAUUUCAUUGCAUGUCAUGAGUUUAGUCACUAUAAAUUUGAAGUAUUAUUAUAUAAGUAAUCGAUUAGGUUAGUAAUCUUAGAAUUACAGGAUUUUAGAUUGCUGCCUAAUUAAAAAAUUACUAGUAAAUAGAUAAUUUAAUUAAGGGGCAGAACAAAUUAGUAAUUUAAUAUUUCACAAUUUCAAAAUACAACCAGCUAUAGAGAAUAACUAAGUAUACAAAAUUCUCCUUGGGUAAUAGAUUGUGAUCUAGAGUAUGAUCUCUUAUAAGAAGAAUAGAGAAUGAUCGAUGAAGUCAAGCAUCAAUUAGCCACUGUCAAUAUUACUAACACUACAAACCAUUAGCAAAUAUAAUUAAUCUAAUAUGCAUAAGAUGAUGAAUUCUUACUUCCAGAAUAAUAAUUAUAAUAAUAAGAUGAAUAAAUCAUUACUUCUGUUGUUAAAUUAGAUGAAGUCGAAAGACAAGGGAAGUUUCAGAAUUAAAACAAUAUGUCAAUUGGGAGUAGGUCUUCACAAAAUAAUCAAACAUCAUUGAAGAGAUAAAUGAAGGAAUGCAUUAGCGAUUAGACAAUUAUUCAUAAGAAAUUGGCUAUUAUACUAAUUAUAUUUUAUAGCUUAAUAAUUAGUUCUUAUGUUGUAAAUUUUCUGGUCUUUUAAAAGAAUUAUGAACAAGUUUAACUAAAUUAACUUAACUAGAACUUACCAUAUCAACUAUCAUACUUUUAUAACGAAUUCAUUAUAUCACACUAUUACAAAAAUCAUUAAAACAGUUUCCAAUUCCUGGAGCUAUAAUAGAUAUGCUUAGAUUUCUUUCAGUAAGAAAUUAAAAAUAUUGACAAAACCUUACAAAAUAUACCAGAAAUAUCAAAUAUAUUAAGCAAACCUUUAAAGUAGAAGAUUGUGGAAAUGAUUCAAUAGAUGGCUAAUUUAAUGUAAGAAAACAGCAUUGUAAAUGAAUCUGAGUAUCUGAGCAAUACUAAGGAUUUCUAAGAGAUUGUUCAAGUGUUGUAUUAAUCCGAUACGACUUAGAAUAUAACCAAUAUUUAGUAUAUGUAAACUAAUUAUAUUAUUUAUGACUAUGUUUUAUAGAGUUAUCGCUGAAGAAAUUGCGCUCGUCUUAUUUAUAUCGUGGUAUGCCUAUAAGUGUGUAGAAAUUAUUUAGAUGAAAACUAAAGUAUAUAAACUAUUUAGCACUUUUACAACUGAUGUGAUCCAAGAGUAGUACAUAAUAUUUUCUACACUCUAUUCCUUAAUGAAUUCCUCCAAGUUUAGGAGGGGAGAAACAAACGAAGACAGCUUUGAUUCUGUGAUAAAUAAAGCAUUUAUGAGGUAAAAUAGCCAUGCAUUAUUGGAAAAAUAUUAGAAAGUAGGAAAAAGGAUUAAAUAGCUCAGUAUUUAUAUUCUUAUUAUUUGCUUUAGAGAAUAAUUCAAUACAAAUAAUCUUUUUCUUGUUUGUUUUGAUUUUGAUAAUAGUUUGUUCUGUUUACUUUGUUGGUAGCUAUAUCUUGCACAAUAAUACAAUCAACUCCAUAAUCACAGAAUUCAAUGAUAAAAUCUUAUUCUCCAAAGCUUAUCACGAAAUAACUCAAGCCUUUGCUUAAACGGUGGUAUUUAUAAAUACGAACAUUACUGCCGAUAAAAUUGCUAUAUAAAAUUCAACUGUGAUUAAGCUUACAGAAUUGAAAAAGAAGUUGUCUCUUUAUUAAUAAGAUCAAACAAUCUAUAAUAUAGUUACAAAGGCUGCUUGUGACAUUUUCAAUUACUCAUUGUAACUAUAAACAUAAAGAUGUAAGGUCCGGUUUUCAGGCUUAUGAUGAACUCUUUUCUUAUGAACAAUGUACAAGCUAUUCAAUUCUAAUGAGGGGAUUGAGUGUGACCUAUGCUGACCUCUGCGAUUAAUAAUUACGAUUUUUCCAAGACAUCGUUGGUAACAGUUCACAAGAUUAUUUGAUAUCCAAUUAUUACUAAGUCACUUCAUAGAUUGAGAGAUUGUAUGAUUCAAUGGGAUUUUUUGUGAUUGUCUCGACAUUAACUAAUCAAAUCCAAGAACAAAUUUAAAAUAACAUAGACAUAAACAUCAUCAUGGUAGCCUUUUCAGGACUGCUUAUGACUAUAUCUAUGAUUAUCAUGAUACUCUCCAUGAGAAAGGUGAGGCACUCCUAUCAAUAAAGCAAAAGGCUACUAACUCUACUACCCUAUGAUAGACUAGUGGAAAAUGCCUACAUAAUCAGCUUUAUUUAAUAAGAUAUUAGACUAUAAAAUUGA